AUGUAGACAGACUGCCUACUACACACCUGAGAGUUCCUGUUCUCCCGAUUCUUCUCCAGUAUGGAAACGCAGAAAAAUAAACAAUUCUGACUCCUCUGUGGUGUCAGAGAGCAAAAACCAUUAUCUCCAGAUGUACCAAACACUGGAAAGCCUCACUGACUUAGGACAUCAGGGGUCUUAUUCAAAGUGCUCAGAUUGGGAAGCCUUUGGUGAAAAAGAUGAAGUAAUGACAGUACAACAAAGCAUAGAAAUAACAAGUGACCCGAUUCCAGCCAGCUGUUCUUCGGGAUGGAACACUCCAAGUCAGAAGCUAUCCAGCUUCUUUCUGCCUGACAGCAAGCCCUGCAGAGAUGCAGACUGCAGGCUGGAGAGCUCUACAACAUCAGAACAUUCUAAACCGCUUUCCAGUUGCCCCAGCUGGGAAGGUACAAUUGAAGAAGACAAAACAAUGACGACAUCAAACAAAAAUAUGACUGAUUCUGUUUCAAGCAACACUGGUAAUCCAGCUGAAAGAGAAACUGAUGAAGUGGUCCUGAGGAGGAGACAAAAACAGAUCAAUUUUGGAAAGAAUACCCUUGCAUAUGACAGAUACAUUAAAGAAGUCCCAAAGAACCAGCGAAUUCCGGGAGUUCACCCUAGAACUCCCAACAAGUUUAAGAAGUACAGCCGUAGGUCCUGGGACCGGCAGAUCAAGCUGUGGAAGAUAGCCCUGCAUGCCUGGGAUCCUCCUGCUGAAGAAACCUGGGAUCUGCAGCCCGUCAGUACAGAACCUUCAGGUAGUUCCCAGGAAUGGUUCUGCCAAGAUGAGGAUGUUUCUGGCUCCUUUGUGUUUGACAAAAAACAGAAGAGAAAUGAGUGUGAAGAUGAAUGUAGACAGACUGCCUACUACACACCUGAGAGUUCCUGUUCUCCCGAUUCUUCUCCAGUAUGGAAACGCAGAAAAAUAAACAAUUCUGACUCCCCUGUGGUGUCAGAGAGCAAAAACCAUUAUCUCCAGAUGUACCAAACACUGGAAAGCCUCACUGACUUAGGACAUCAGGGGUCUUAUUCAAAGUGCUCAGAUUGGGAAGCCUUUGGUGAAAAAGAUGAAGUAAUGACAGUACAACAAAGCAUAGAAAUAACAAGUGACCCGAUUCCAGCCAGCUGUUCUUCGGGAUGGAACACUCCAAGUCAGAAGCUAUCCAGCUUCUUUCUGCCUGACAGCAAGCCCUGCAGAGAUGCAGACUGCAGGCUGGAGAGGCUUAAACUUUGUAGCAGUUUACUGGAAGGACAUCAGUCAGAAUACCCUAACAGAGGGUGGGAAAGUGCAAAUGCUGAAGAUACAAUAUUGAGGAGAAAAAUCUAAAUAACAAGUUUCUCUUUGUAUAUAGAAGUAUUGAAGAAGGAAAUUCUCCUGUGACAGAAAAAGACUUGAAGAAUAGGGAUGUAGUCUGAGAUCAGCAGAUCAAGUCUUGGAAAACUGGUGCUGUCAUGCUGGAUCUGCACUGAAAGAGGAAGAGAUUUACAGUCAGCAUAUGUGCAAUCAACAUAAAGUGAAAUUAUUCAGGUUUCUCCAGAUCUUUAUAAGGAUAGAUUGUUUUCUGCAAGCUGUGCCUCAAGUGUAAAAUUUCAGAUUUCAUGAAGUCUGUGCUGCAAUGACAAUGGAUGUUCCUUAAAGCUUUUGUGAGGACAUUCCUGCUGUGCCUGCAUUGGCAGGUGACAUGUGCUUUAUAUUUCAAAGACUGCUUCAGUUUAUGGAUCCUAGCAUCAUUCCCUCUGGAGAUCUUGUACCUCAGAGCGUGCUGAUGUUUCACCAGUGAAUUGGUCCAGUGUCAAAUCAGACUGAAGAAAGCAACCUCUCCAACCAAGGAACCUCCUCUUCUCCACUGGACCAGAAUUGGACACCCAGCCUGAAGAACUGCUUCACAAGAAUGUAGAUAAUUUCAGCCUUCCUCCAGUCAUUAAUGACAAGUUGUUCAUAACUUUUGGAUUGGGUGAUCACCCAUUUGGCCUACUUAUUGUUCUCUGAGAUGUAUUAAGCUGGCAUUUGUCUAAGCGUAGGUGAGAGAAGAGAAAGGAAAGGUAGAUGGUUUAUCAAAAUCAGAUUCUUUUCUUGAAGGGGCUGAGUGUCUGGUUUUUUUGGAUUUUGCUUUUACAUGUCUUGCAGCCUGACCCAAAGAGCCAGUCUACAGUUAAAGAGUAGAAGAGGAUGUAUUCAGUGCCUGUUGUUCCUACAACAAUUGGGGAUGAAUAGCAGUAUUUGCAGGUGUGGAGCUGCUCUUAUUCAGGCUAAGGGUUGUGAUGGUAUUGGGAUAGGCUCUCCCUUUUUUUACUCUGCUAGCGCUGUAUGCAGAGCAGAAGUUUGAAGUGAGAGCUGUAGCUACAGUGGUUUAGAUUAAAUUUGUGUGCCAGUUAUAAGAAUUUUACAGCUCUUGUGUAGCAUGUACUGAGAUACCAAUGUCUGCUAGAGCUGAGAGUUGUCUCUGCAGGAGUUUGGUUUUGCCUUCUGUUGCUGUGGGGCUGGCAGUAUCCAGGGCCAAGAGCCCAUUGUGCUGCUGAUUUGGAAGUAAGCUGCUUCCCCAGAAACUACUCUCACUCCCAAAAUGUUAUUUCCAGGCAUGCUCAGGCAUUUUUCUCAGCACAAGGGUGUAUCAGUCACGCACCACAGAGUGCCGAGCGUGUGUGUACAAGGGACACAUCUGUACAGCACUUUUCUAAGAGGUACUAUUUAGAACCUUAUUAUUCCAGUCUGCAUGUUUCCUUGUGAUUUAUGAUGAUUGUAAAUAAGGGAAUGUGUUACAUUUUUGUGAAUUUGCCUUUAUGCAGAAGAAUUAAAGACUUUAAAUUUAAAAAUC
Messenger RNA from Cyanistes caeruleus (blue tit), 2834 nucleotides. The record is from RefSeq and is a predicted model, not a curated record. NCBI's taxonomy places the organism in Eukaryota, Metazoa, Chordata, Aves, Passeriformes, Paridae.